This is a messenger RNA of Meyerozyma guilliermondii ATCC 6260, 1509 nucleotides long. It is a transcript of the gene SSN6, whose product is annotated as transcription regulator. The record is from RefSeq and is a predicted model, not a curated record. Gene Ontology annotation, molecular function: chromatin DNA binding; RNA polymerase II cis-regulatory region sequence-specific DNA binding; protein binding. The transcript has a single exon. The coding region runs from base 1 to 1509 and encodes 502 amino acids. Lineage: Eukaryota; Fungi; Ascomycota; Pichiomycetes; Serinales; Debaryomycetaceae. Gene Ontology annotation, biological process: regulation of gene expression.
AUGGCCACGCUUCCGGUAAUGCCCAAGCAAAAUGGCAUAGUUCCUCGAGAGACUCCCCUGAUGCUCGAGGAAACUACAACCUCCACAUGGCUUGCUAUAGGUCUGCUUGCGGAAUCACUUGGUGAUUACGAAAGGGCCCUUGCCUCCUAUGACUCGGCCCUUCGUCACUCCCCAAACAAUUUGGAGGCCCUUAUUGGCCUUGCCAACAUCUAUCGUCUGCGUGAUGUUUUCUUUAAGGCGGCCGAGUUGUAUGAACAGGCACUUAAUUACAGCCCUGAAAACGGUGAAACCUGGGGUCUCUUAGGUCACUGUUAUCUCAUGUUGGAUGACCUCCAACGUGCUUACGCUGCUUAUCAGAGAGCAUUGUACUAUCUUGACAACCCCAACGUUCCUAAACUUUGGCAUGGAAUUGGAAUUUUGUAUGAUCGUUAUGGUCUGCUUGAAUACGCCGAAGAAGCUUUCGUGCGUGUGCUUGAACUCGAUCCCAAAUUUGACAAGUCAAACGAAAUUUACUUCCGUUUGGGUAUCAUCUACAAACACCAGGGUAAACUCCAGCUGGCUCUUGAAUGUUUCCAGUAUAUACUCGCAAGCCCUCCACAACCACUUACCCAGCCUGAUGUUUGGUUUCAAAUCGGUUCAGUUUUGGAACAACAGAAAGACUGGAAUGGCGCAAAGGAGGCAUACGAAAGAGUCCUUCAGGUCAAUCCUCAACACGCCAAGGUCUUGCAACAAUUGGGUUGUCUUUACUCCCAAGCAGAACCGGCAAAACCUGAUCAAAAUCAACCAUUUCAACAAGAUCUCACUCAGGCUCUUAAAUAUUUGAGUCUGCUGUUGGAAAUUGACCAACUGGAUGCUCACUCUUGGUACUACUUGGGCCGUGUCCAUAUGCUUCGUGGCGACUUCAAUGCUGCUUACGAAGCAUUCCAGCAGGCCGUUAAUCGCGAUUCGAGAAAUCCAACUUUCUGGUGUUCCAUCGGUGUGUUGUACUACCAGAUCUCGCAAUACCGUGAUGCUUUAGAUGCUUACACAAGAGCUAUUCGCUUGAACCCGUACAUUUCAGAAGUUUGGUACGAUUUGGGAACCUUGUAUGAAACUUGCAAUAAUCAAAUUUCCGAUGCUCUCGAUGCCUAUCGCCAAGCUGAAAGACUUGAUCCGGGAAACCCCCACAUCAAAGCUCGCCUCGACCAGUUAAUCAAGUACCAACAAGAAGGAAACACCCAUCCUCCUCAACCUCCUCCAGUAUCUCAACAGCCGCGUCUUCCACAGGGCAUGGUUUUGGAAAGUACUGUUCCCACUCCUCCAUUGGGCGGAAACGGUGCUAACAAUGCACCUGGUGCCCCAGGACCACCGGGAGCAGCUCCUGUUGGAUUACCUCCCGCACCUCACGGUCAACCUGGUCAGCCUCCAAUGCCCGCCCCUGGUCCUCUUUCCUUUUCCCAACAAAAUCAGCCCCCACCUCCAGGAAUCAAAAAGCCCAAAACUACCACCAAGAGAGAAUUUGGACGAUAA